GACAUCAAAUUCCAUUCAUAACGCGAGACAAUCAAAAUGUUUGCCGCCACCAGGGACUAUUAGAAAGUUAUCGUUAGCAAUGUAUUAUAUGGUCCUUCCCUGCAUGUUAAACCAGUUCAGAACCUGUCUGGGGAUCUAGACAUUACGUACCUGUGCAACAGGCAACAGACAGCCAAGUUAACUGAUGAUGCUUAGACUUGUUUACGUUUCCUAGCUAACAGCUAACUAUGCAACGUUAGAUGGUCCGUGUGGCAAUUUUACGUGGGUUCUAAGUCGAGAUUCUUUCCAAACAAUGGACGACAAAGAAAUUACAUCGCUUAAAAUCGAGAAAGCGAAGGCAUUUUGGGGAAAUGUGGAUGUGGACCAUGUGUUUGAGAUGUUACUACAACAUCUGGCCGGACUAAGAGAGUCAAUCAAGACGAACACCGCAUCAGACAAAGAGUAUCUUCAGGGCCUGAACUUACUCCAGGACUGUGAGAUGACUGAAGCUUGGAACUUGAAGAAUUAUGCCAUUGAACAAGUGGUCAUCGGCGAAGAUUACUUAAAGUCUGAUUUGGGCUGUUUACAACUGUCAUUCAAGGAAGAGCAGUUGUCAGUGGGAUUGCUGGAGGGUAUGGUUACUGACCCACAUAUAAGUUAUGAGGACAGCCAGGAGUUUGAGCUGGCGAGCUACCAGCCCCUUAAGGAGCCGGUCACUCCGCUGUCGCCGCCCGACAUCUUUGACGUGAUGCUGCUGUCGCCGCCGCCGUACAGCGCCGAGAGCGCCCUGGGGCCGCUGUGCUCUCCGCACCCCGCCUUCCUGCCCCACGACUGCAGCGUAGCCUGCGUGGUCGUCCUGCCCUCCCACCCGGAUCACUUCCUGGGUCACAACCCCCUGCGGGCGCCGCUGCUGUGCCAGUUCCGACGCCAGUGCGCCGGCAUGACGCGCUUCUCCAGCACAGAGCUCGUGCCCACGCAGAUCACCCACGACGACGAGGAGGCGGGGGAGGGCGAGGAGGUGGUGUACAGCGCGCCAUGCGGGCGCGAGCUGCGCAGCUUCGAGGAGGUGCUGGAGUACCUACGGCAGACUCAGGUGUUCGGCGUGCUCCAGCCGUGGAACUUCAGCUUCCACGCGGCCGUGCGGCCCGAGCGGCUGCCCGUGACGGCGGCGACGCUCUGCAAGCGGGACUUGAGUCGGGGCGUCGAGUCCGUCGCCGUGCAGCUGUGCAACGAGGUGGACUCCUCGCAGCCUGCCGAGUUCCGGUACCGGAGAGAGCGCUGGCCUCACGGCUGCUUCCUCAGCGCGGGCGAGCUCUUCUCGGCGUGCUGCGACUGCACCGACGGCUGCGUGGACGUCCGCAGCUGCGCGUGUCUGCAGCUCUCACAGAAGGCCGCUGAUGAGCCGGCGCAGUUCUACACACACCAGAGGCUGCAGCAGCCUGUUCCCACAGGGCUCUAUGAGUGCAGUCCGUGGUGUGGGUGUGAUCCGUACAGCUGUCUGAACCGCGUGGUCCAGCACGGCGUUCGGGUUCGUCUGCAGGUGUUCCGCACACCUGACCGGGGGUGGGGAGUUCGCUGCCGUGACGACCUUGAUGUCGGGACCUUUGUUUGCACGUACGCAGGUGUGGUUCUUAGAACAGAGCAGAAUUCCAAGGAGUCGCCUGUUCUGAAGUCUACUCGGGAGGAGGCGUUCUCAGAUGACGAGGUGGAGGUGGUCGAAGAAUGGACUCUUCCGCCAUUACAGCCGCCCGGGUCGUCUGCGGCGGCUGCAACAGAUCCUUGCUCCCCCUCCCACAUCCCCGUCAUCCAGGGGCCCGCAGACCACCCAGCUCUGCCAGCAGAGGGCGAUAAAGACACUGUCCAGACAGAGGGUCAAGAGAGUCUCGUGCCGGCUGGGAAAGGAGCUCAAACGACGGAGGAGGAGGAGAUGGAGAUGGGAGGAGAACCCCAGCGGGAGGAGAAGGAGGAGGUGAAGAAGGAGGAGGUGAAGAAGGAGGAGAAGACGAAGAAACUCCAACUGAGGACGGGCUCUCACGAGGACGUGCGGAAAUACACCUGCUCCAAGCAGAACUACUACCUGGACGCUACAAAAGAGGGAAAUAUCGGAAGGUUCAUCAAUAGCAGUGGUAGCCCUAACCUCUUCGUACAGAAUGUCUUCGUCGACACACAUGACCCCAAGUUUCCGCUUCUGGCUUUCUUCACAAGCAGGACGGUGAAGGCGGGAACUGAGCUGACUUGGAACUCUUUUCCUCAUGAUGUCAAUGGCGACUGAGUUAGUUUGGAUGUCGUGCACCAUCUUACCUGAAUACAGGAGUAACAAAUGAUCUCAGAACUUUUCCAUGGCCAAGUUGGAGGGGUCAAGAGUGCCAAAGGAAAUACUAUUUUUAAAUAUGUUUUUUUUUGUUGUUGUUGUUCAUUUGUGUUUGAUACCGGACCCCUACCACUUUGAUAUUCCAGAACAUUAUCCAAUCAUGUUUUUUUUUUUUUUAAAAACACGGUGUGUCUGAUUGCGCCUAGAUAGGACAUUUCCAGAAUAAAGUGUCACCAUGACCCAA
This is a messenger RNA of Sardina pilchardus (European sardine), 2534 nucleotides long. RefSeq names its product SET domain bifurcated histone lysine methyltransferase 2 (gene setdb2). Lineage: Eukaryota; Metazoa; Chordata; Actinopteri; Clupeiformes; Clupeidae. The transcript is spliced from 11 exons. Gene Ontology annotation, biological process: negative regulation of gene expression; heterochromatin organization. The coding region runs from base 293 to 2251 and encodes 652 amino acids. The record is from RefSeq and is a predicted model, not a curated record. Gene Ontology annotation, cellular component: nucleus. Gene Ontology annotation, molecular function: DNA binding; zinc ion binding; histone H3K9 methyltransferase activity.